GUUUAUUUAUUGCCCUCGGAGACUGGUUUCAGCUCAUCAGUUACUGCCAAGCUCGGGAGUUUUCCUUGCUUAUUACGGUGCUUGCUUCCUCCGUCAUAUGUGACGGGACUAGGAGCCACUUCCCGGCGGGAGGAUAUCAUACCCAAACCAAUAUUUAGUGGAAGCCGAUGAAAACCACACAAAAACGAUGCUUUCAAGUUCUGAAAAAUCUGGAAAAUAUAUAUAGGAUGUUAGCAGGGUGAUGUUCUAUUGCCGUGCAAAAAUUUCAAACUCAAACAUAUUACGUGAUGUGAGCUAUAAAAAAGACAGAGUUAACAUUGAAUAGUGGCAAACAGUAGCGUCACUAUUUAUUAUUCUAAAUUUGUCUUUUUCAGGGCUCGCAUCCCGCAAUAUGUUUCUACUUCAAACUUCACAUGACAAUAGAACAUCAUCUUCUUAACAUCUUUUUUUUUUUUUAGAUUUUUGAAAACUUUCAAAUGUGGUUGCUCAGAUGUUUUCUUUGAACCGUUGAUUUCCGUAUGAUAUUCAACUUCCCGGCCGCCCUCGAGCCGCGGCUUGUGCUGUGUGGGUCGGGCGACGACGACGACGAUAAUGACGCUUUGAGCGCGUCCGUAAUUUCUAUUUUUCGUACUCUUCUAUGGGCGUCCAACUCGGCUUCUGCCCUUAUAUUUUCGGGGAAAAAAAAGUGAAUCUCGUGUUCUGGUCGACAUCAACUUCUUGGUGUGGUGUGGCACACCAGCGCAUGUCGACCGACGUUGAUGGAUGAACCGACGGUGCCUACACGCGUGCUUGUCUCCGGUUGUGGGCUCACACCAGUGCCAAAAUCUGUCAUGUGCUAGUAUGGAUCCUGCAUCACCUGCAGUACUACUUUGAUGUAAGUCUGUCACGGACAAGUAAGGCCUUCGCCUCUCACUCCUCUCCUAUGCAUUCCUCCUCUCGCUCUGCCUCCCCACAACGAAAAGGUUUGGUUUCCGUUCCACUCCCCACCCCGGCGAGCUUGCCUGCUCCAACUAAUCUCCCUCGACAUUGCCGCGCUUCGUUGGUAGCUCCCGGCCGUGUUUAUCCUUGCUCUGAUUUUGCUGCUCAAUUCAUGGUGUAGGCUUCGACGGUUGCUUGCUUGAUUUGGGCCGGUUCCCGUCGAUCGACUGACUUGGAGCUAUAACUAGUGAGAUCGUCGAUGGGGAAGAAAGGUCUGGUGGUGGUGACCAGCAUCCUCGCCGUGCUGACGGUCGUGUUUGGAGUCAUCAGCGCGGUUCUCUUGGCGCUGAAACAUCAUCAAGAUGACCAUGGCGAGUUCUCUACGUACCGGCGAUCGCCGGCGAUGCCAUGCGGUGUGGUGGCAGCCAUCUUGGCGUCGAUGACGCAGAUUCUUGCCAGCGUGGCCAUCUGCAGUUGUGGGGCAUGUCGGAUGACUAAGGGGGCCAAGCGCAUCGCCGCGGUGGUCUUCUUCAUCACCUCAUGGGUCCUCGCGAUCAUAGCGGUGCUACUAUUUCUGGCGGGCGCCAUGUUGGGAUUUGAAGGCUCUGCAAAGAAAACCGUUGGGAAUGCUAGGAUUGUCGGAGGUGUCGCAAUUUUUGUGAUCGCGACGUUUUUGUUUCUCGUAGUUGCCGCCCUUGAUGUUGCCUCGUACCGCCUAGUUCGGAAGAAGGGCCAGUACCAAGCAUAUGUUGGCAGUAAUCCUCCUUUUGUGCCAUCUAAAGACGCUCCCUACGGUUCUGCUCCUCCACCGCCAAAUCAAGUCUAAGGUUAGCUCUGCCACCAUGGCAUGGUUGUCUUUGCCUUCCAAAGGAGGAACACGUUGUAUGAACUGCGGUAGGUGAAAGGCGUAGGCUACGACCCAUGCAACCAUCUUGCGUGUUUUGUGUGUUUGUUAUGGCUCCACUCAAGUCGUGAGAAAGAAUUCAAAAGUUUAUCUGCAUUGCUUGAAACA
Molecule: messenger RNA, 1930 nt
Organism: Triticum aestivum (bread wheat)
Lineage: Eukaryota; Viridiplantae; Streptophyta; Magnoliopsida; Poales; Poaceae
Exons: 4
Coding region: 1178-1744 (188 amino acids)
Source: RefSeq, a predicted model, not a curated record